Molecule: messenger RNA, 612 nt
Organism: Vicia faba (fava bean)
Lineage: Eukaryota; Viridiplantae; Streptophyta; Magnoliopsida; Fabales; Fabaceae
Source: the annotation of a GenBank genome assembly
AUGUAUGCUGAUCGGGUGGAAAAUGGAGCGAGGAGGUCGGUGAAGGAACGUCUUGAUGGGAGCAUCGGUGUAUCUACUCGGCAGCAACGCCAAGUUAGCGGCAAGAGGGCGAGACAGGAUGACAAGUGGGAACAUGAUCUGUAUGAUGAUGAUGAACAACCCCAGACCACUAAUCGCAAAGUUACUGGUCAAGAUCUUCGUCAUAAGCUUCAAAAGAAAGGUCUUCAACCUGCAACUAGGCCUGGAAAAAGUUCGGCUCCAAACAUCCGAGAUCUCCGCGAAAGACUAUCAGGGACAAUGAAUUCACAACCUAAAAACUCCGAUCCACCGAAGUCAAAAGUGAUUGCUAAACCGAGCAAUACAAGUGUUGGCGCGGAGGCUCCUGCAGUCAAAAGACCAGCUAACCCAGCUCCUAAGAAGGCACGGAAGGCUGAAACUACAGUGGAUGAUUUUUUGCUGUCCUUGGGUCUCGAAAAGUAUCUCAUAACUUUUCAAGCUGAAGAAGUUGAUAUGGCAGCUCUCAAACAUAUGAAUGAUGAGGACCUCAAGGUCAUGGGUAUACCAAUGGGGCCCAGAAAGAAGAUACUUUUAGCAUUGGAGUCAAAACUCUGA